UUCGUCCCCCUCUCUCUGAGCGGCAAAACCCGCCCUUCACGUCAAAAGUUCAAUUCUUCCUCUCCAUCAUUUCCUUCCAUUCUUAUCAUCGGCAUCAAAAAACUCCCAUCUCUCGUUAUUGGGAUAUGUCGUGAAGAAAUAGGAAAAAAAAACUGCUUUGUCUUUAUCAACUCUGUGGGCAGCAUCAUGCCCGAGACUGCCAUCCCGAGCCGGGCCUGGCAACACCGCUUUGACGGGAAGCCAAUCUCGUCGACCCCCGCCAUCGCCGAACUCGAUGUCGAACGGAACGAGUUGGCCCACACUUGGAAACGGUUUAUCAGCCUCCUUCUACCCCAGGAUCAGGUUCAAUGGGAGGAACGACCACAGACAGUAAUUGACGUGCAGACCUUGCUCGGCAAUAUCAAGACAUUCUGGAUGUCCCGCCCUCGACAACGGGUCUUUAGCGAUUCCAUGGACCUGUGCGAUCGACUCCUUCCGACUAUGGACACUCACGCGACCCUCCUUUCUUCCCUCCCAGACCCUAUGGCAUAUACCCCCUUGUUCUACGGAGUCCUGCAAUCAGUGAUCAAGGCAUCGUCGCAUUACCCACGCGUAAUGGAGGGCUUAGCUACUGCCCUGCUAAAUAUUCACGAUGCUCUAGGUCUCCCUAGUGAUCCUAGCCUAAUCUCAAACGCCGUCCCACAUAUUACGAAAACCUACGCUCUAAUUUUCUUCUUUCUGACCGAAUUCAUGGACUGCCAGGAUGUGUACUCGGAAUUUCAUCACUUAGUCCUCUAUAUACAACUGCAAGCACAGAACCUUCCGUGGCAACAUGUCGCUAUGGACGUCGAUGAGGAGGAGGAGGACCCGUAUAGUGCUCGGGCACUUUGGGAGGAAUCCCGACUCAGCCAAGUAGGACGCCGGGAAACAGACCGUCGGAUAGCGGCACAAAAUACCAUCACCCGUCGGCUCAUCUGGGAAAUCCAGCAAGAUGCAGAGGAGCGUGUUCGGUAUAGGGAGGGCAGAGAUCGAUUGUUGGCAGAGACAUUGAGUUCUGUACGCGAGCAACUGGAGCCGGUCAACGAACAGAGCAGUGGCAUCGUUUGCAUGACCACACCUCCUGCUCCAAAUAUAGAUACAUCCUCCUUUGAAUGGUCCAGGGGAAACAAGCGCCGUCUCGGACGACUCGAGAUUCAAAGUUCAUCUAAGCAUCUCCAGGACUUCUUCGAUAGUGAUGAUCAAAUUUGCGACUACGAACCCGAAGUCAAGGUCGUCGCCGAGGGUAGUAUCGUUGCAUCUCUACAACAAUGGGCCACCAGUUCACGAUCUCAGGCCCUAGCCGUGGGCGGGACUCAACCUACCGCUUCCCUCGACCCCGUGGCUCUAAUUUCAGCCUGUUAUGCCUCCUUCGCACGCCAAGCUCGAUUGCCCGUCGUCUCUCACUUCUGCGCCCUUCCUGAACAGGAGGCCAAAGGCCUGAGUCUACAGGAGCAAGGCUUAAUCGCCCUCACCUACAGUAUAAUCCGGCAAUUAAUCGAUUGGCUUCCUCCCGUAGUCGACAGCGACGCUGUGCUGGAUCUCAGCGCAGAGCGCUUCCGCCAACUAGACGGAACUCUCACCAGCUGGAAAGCCGCGCUAUCAUUAGUCGACACUCUCUUACAAUCCGCCCCACCACUCCUGGUUUUUAUAAUCGACGGCCUAGACGCCAUCCACAACACGUCCACGGACGGAGCCAUCCGCGAGCUCGUCCGCGUACUGCUCACCCACACCCGGCGCCAACCCCAAGGCGGUCUGAACGGACAAGGCCCUACCCUCCUUAUGAAGGUCCUCUUCACCGUUACCGGAAGACCGAGUGCGCUGCUCGAGACGAUGUCUGAACACACCAUCCUUGGUGAAUCCAACAACAACCAACCCACGCCGUCCGAAUCGGUCCUCACAUCGGACCUCGGAGCGGUCAUGAUGAAUGCAUGA
Messenger RNA from Penicillium vulpinum, 1950 nucleotides. RefSeq lists its product as uncharacterized. The record is from RefSeq and is a predicted model, not a curated record. NCBI's taxonomy places the organism in Eukaryota, Fungi, Ascomycota, Eurotiomycetes, Eurotiales, Aspergillaceae. The annotation marks the transcript as partial. The transcript has 5 exons.